Molecule: messenger RNA, 1917 nt
Organism: Morchella importuna
Lineage: Eukaryota; Fungi; Ascomycota; Pezizomycetes; Pezizales; Morchellaceae
Exons: 3
Coding region: 1-1917 (638 amino acids)
Source: RefSeq, a predicted model, not a curated record
AUGGCAGCCCUCCACGACGCUCUCAAAACCCUCUCACCCACCACCGUCUCCGCUCUCCCCACACCCGACACCCUUCCCGGCUACAUCACCAACGCCCUCCGCGAUACUUACACACUCAUCAACUCCCUGCCCCCGUCCGACACCGACACCGACACCCCUGCCUCUCCCCUCCAAAAGGAAUGGAAGCCCUUCAAGCUCAACGCAAAAGAUAACCCGCACAACUUCAGCGUCUACAAGCUCGCUGCAAAGGACGGAAAAGGCACCUGGUUCGCCCGGCGCAGUGUACACUCGCAGCUGGGCUUUCGGCGGUUCCGUGCGGGGCUCGUGAGGGAGUUUGAGUUGGGUGCUGAGAGGGGGAGUAGUGUUCGUGGCGUGGGGAGGGAACGGCAGAUUGAGAGGGGGAAGUGUGCGUUGGGGCAAUCAGAGAUAAACUACCUCACCGCACAAUUCCCCGGCCCCUCUGCGCCUCGAGACUUUGUAACAUCAACCAUCACAUCCUCUGCGCACCCGCAGGACCUGUCCCCGCUAUCCGAUGACGCCCCUCCUGCCCCCGCCCCCAACGACGGUUCACCAAAGCCUCGACAGUUUACGAUGAUCUCGAGGCCGCUCACGGACCAUCCUGAGUGUGCGGAGCGUCAGGGCUAUGUCCGCGGCCAGUUUGAGAGCGUCGAGUUCAUAAGGGAGAUUCCGUCUGUGUGUGCCCCGCCCGUGCAGCCCCGUCUGGUACGCCGCUCGGAGGAGCUGCGUAGGGUCCAGAGUGUGCCGAGUGUGGCGACAUUGCAGGAGGAUGAGGAAGGGGAGGGGGAGCGUAGGGGGAGGAGACGGGGGAGGACUAUCACGUUUGCGGAUACCGAGAGUGUGCCAGAAGGGCAGCAGCAGCCAGUAGUAGAUGAAGGACCGCAUCCGGAGCAGAACCCCGUCGAGUGGAUCAUGAUCACGCGGUCGGACCCGGGCGGGAGUGUUCCGCGGUGGAUGGUUGAGCGCGGGACGCCCGGCGGGAUCGUGAAGGACGCUGAUAAGUUCCUUGAGUGGGCGGCAGCACAGACGGACUUGGAAGACGGCUAUCCAGAGGACGAAGAGUCCGAAGAGAUGGCCGAGGGAAGCAGGGUCGGCGGUGACAGGGGCGGCGGGGGAGAAUCACAAGUCCACGGCCAAGAGCUCUAUGACGCCUCGAAGCGUGAGCCCGAGCAUCCACCGGAAACCUCAGACAGCAACGUCACCCCACAAGGUCACGAAGACCAGUCCCACGGCGGCCUCCUCUCAUCAGCAGUUUCCGCCGUCUCAGCAGGUGUAUCAAUGCUCACCCCCUCCGUCAUGAGCACCUCCACCACCACCUCUGAACACGGCACCCCUACCGCCUCUACCACUACACACAACGACCUCCCCACCCCUCCUAGUACCACCCCCGGCGCCACUACCCCCUCCCACUCAGACGACGACGCUGUCUCCAUUGCUAGCUUUGCCACCGCACCCUCCCCCGACGACACCACAUCCGUUACAUCCGUCUCCGCCUCCACCUCCGCCCCCUCCACCCCCGAAGAUAAAGCCCUCGCGCGCCUACUGCGCGAAAAAGCAAAGCUCUGCGAAAAGCUAGAGCGCCAACGCUCACGCGAGCGAAAGAAACGCAGUAAGGACGAGGAGAGGGAGCAGAAGCUGCUGGAGAAGCAUAUGAAGGAGAUAGAGAAGCGGGAGGCGCGGUAUCAGAAGGAUGUGGAGAAGGCGAGGAAGAGAGAGGAGAAGAAGAGGUCGAAGGAGAUGAAAGAGGUUGUGGAGUUGAAGAGCGUUGUUGAGGGGUUGACGAAGGAGAAUCUGGCGUUGAGGGAGCGGGUGGAUGUGUUAGAGGCGAGAGAGAAAGAGAGGGAGAGGGAGGCGCAGAGGCAUGCGGAGGAGGCAGCGGGCGCGGUGGGGGUGGAGUAG